AUGUCCUCAGAGCCCCAAAACAUCACCGUUUUCGGCGCAGGCGUAAUUGGCCUCUCAACAGCCCUGACACUCUCCUCCGCCUACCCUUCUGCUACCCUCACAGUCGUGGCCACCCACUUCCCCGGCGACCGCAGCAUCGACUACUGCUCGCCCUGGGCCGGCGCAAACUGGUCCUCCAUGGCCACUGACAACGGGCCCCUCGAGCACUACGACCGCGUAACCUUCAACCGGUUCAAUGCACUUAUGGAUGGGGACUCAGUGCACGGUUGCAAAGCGCAGAAGAGAGGUGAGGGGAAUGAGGCGGGAUUGGGGAGGAUGGGCAUGUGGGCCGUAUUUGAUACGGGCAAGAAGGAGGCCGGUGUAUUCAGUGUAGGGACGGGAAAGGUGUGGUAUGAGGAGUUGGUAGGGGGGAUUGGGGAGCUGGGAAAAGAUGUUUUGCCCGAGGACGCAGAGUUUGGGAUGGAUAUUAAGAGUACGUUUAGGAUUAAUACGCAGGUUUAUUUGCAGUGGUUACAGGCUCAAGCCCUAGCCCGAGGCGUGAAACUGAUCAGGAGGAAGUAUGCGUCCAUCACUUCUCUUCUCGGCGAUCUACCAGCAACUGAUCUCCUGGUGAAUUGCACGGGCAUUGGAUCCCUCCACCUUACCGACGUCCGCGACGCAAACCUCUACCCUACGCGGGGGCAGACGCUCCUCGUAGCUGAACCCAAAGUGCCAAUCAACAGAAUGUACGAAUAUGAAAGGAUGGGGUACUUGAGAAGUCAACAGCGCAUCUUCCCAACAACCACAUAUGUAUUUCCCCGCCCCCUCGGCGGCGGCGUCAUCUGCGGUGGGAGCCGUCAGGACAACGAUUGGAGUGCAGAGUGGGAUGAGCAGCUAGGCCAGGACAUUCUGAAGCGAUGUUGCGAACUGUGUCCUGAAUUGGGGAAACCACAGGAUCUGCAGGUUAUUGCUAGGAACAUUGGGUUGAGACCGUCCCGCAAAGGCGGACCGAGAAUCGAGGCCGAGACUGGUAGGUGGAAAGUACCGGUUGUGCAUUGCUAUGGGCAUUCUGGGACGGGGUAUCAGAGUUCGUGGGGUACGGCGGAACGCGUGUUGGAGCUGGUACAGAAGACGCUGUCACCGAGUGCUAAGCUAUGA
Messenger RNA from Plenodomus lingam JN3, 1137 nucleotides. The record is from RefSeq and is a predicted model, not a curated record. NCBI's taxonomy places the organism in Eukaryota, Fungi, Ascomycota, Dothideomycetes, Pleosporales, Leptosphaeriaceae.